Gavialis gangeticus (Gharial) is the source of this 1141-nucleotide messenger RNA. It is a transcript of the gene TEFM, whose product is annotated as transcription elongation factor, mitochondrial. Bases 16 to 1089 code for a protein of 357 amino acids. The record is from RefSeq and is a predicted model, not a curated record. The transcript is spliced from 4 exons. Gene Ontology annotation, cellular component: mitochondrial nucleoid. Gene Ontology annotation, biological process: transcription elongation by mitochondrial RNA polymerase; mitochondrial transcription. Lineage: Eukaryota; Metazoa; Chordata; Crocodylia; Gavialidae. Gene Ontology annotation, molecular function: nucleic acid binding; DNA polymerase processivity factor activity.
UCUGUCCGUAGGCGCAUGGGCGCAGUGGUGCUGCGGCGAGGAAGCUUUUUCUUGCGCCUCGGCGCGGUGUCAUCCUGGCUGCAGCCCCUGCGCCCUCAAGCCGGCGUGAAGACCCUGGGGCCCGCGCUGCAGCAGGACUGCACCUGCGCCCCCACCAGAGAUUGGAGCACAGAGCGGCCCGAGAAGCCGCUGGGCGCGCUGUUCUCCCCGGAGCAGCAGGCCGCCGUCCUGCAGGCGCUCAACACCGCGUCCGGGGAGGAGCUGGCUGCCAUUGGAGAGCUGCAGGGCACCCUGCCGGCCGAUAUCGUCGAGUAUCGCCUGCAACACGGGCCCUUUGGGGACUUGCUGAGCUUACUGAAUGUGCCUAUCUUGCAACUUCAAACCCUAGUUAACGUUUGCAACUUUAUUCUGGAUUCAUCUGAGGAAGUGGAGAAGAGAGAGGGAAAAAUGCAGGGCGCUAAAUUGUCAAGGAGGUUCUUUAAACCUAAAAUCAAAAACGUGGAGGCUUUAUCUAGCAUCGUGUCUAUUGUUUUUGGCCCUCGCAAAAUUGCAUGGGCUCAUGUGGAUCGCAGCUUAGCAGUUCACAGUUGGCAGCAGAAAGAAUACAGAUUUAUAAAGGGAACCUAUCAGCCAGCAGUGUAUCUGGAAAAUAUUUCUUCAGUGGUUUCCAAACUUCCUAAAGCUGAUGUUUAUGUUCUGGAAAAAAAAAGACUUUCUAAUCAGAAUAUAAAUUUGUUUCCUGUAACAUUACAUCUUCGCAUGAUCGAAGCUAUGCUGUAUGCCCUGUUACAUAAAACACUGCAGUUAGAUGUCCAGGACCAAAUACUAGGUAUGUCCCGAACUGUUGUAGGAAAACACUUUGGGUUGAUGGUAGGAGAUUUCCGGUCAAGUGGAAUGGAACUUGUGAAGCAACUUCUCCUAGAAUAUGUUACCCAAGAACAGCCACGAAUAUCCUUUCCCCUGAACAAGGUGGUGACGUAUAGAAACUUACUUUCUUCAGUUACACAAAACAGGGAGGAGGAGAUGUGCGAUUCCCUACUACAGGCAGUAGCCUUUUAUGAACUCCUAAUAUUAAACAACACUACUUGAAUCUUUUACUGUUGUAGAGCCAAAGUAAACUGAAUGUUGUAUUUUAACUGAA